CUGAGUUUGCUGAGUGCGGCAGACUUUGAGCGACUCAUGCGCUUCAGCUCCGUGAGAGUUUAGCCAGACGGUCGAGUUCUUCCGGAAGUUUCAGGAAGCUUUUCUUGACAAGAUGCCGAUGGGAUCUCAAAAGCAAAGGUGGUCAGCAGUGGCUGUUACUCUGGUGCUUUUCUUACUGCUCCAGCAGGUGUGCCCAGUUCCAGUAGACACUGAGAUGAAGCCUCACCAGACGAAAGACCAGAUUUUGAGAAGAACCGCUCGCAUGACGCCUCUAUGGAGGAUCAUGAACAGUAAACCAUACGGAGCUUACUGCCAGAACAACUAUGAGUGUUCCACGGGAAUCUGCAGAGCGGGCUACUGUGCCAGCAACCAAAUCAAGACCCAAUGACUGAUCUGACAUGGAACUGAGAAGCCGACCACCAUGUUUACAUGAGCCUCCCCUUUAUUUUUCUACAAAUGCAAAUUGUGAUUUCCCAGUCUUUAACCUGACCACGGUGUUUCAUGCACCUAUGUAGGAUUUUCACAUGCUGUCAUGAGAUUAUGGUCACAUGAAUUUGACACCAAAGGUAUUGCUUUUGUUACCAGCGGCACAUGCAGUUUCAAAAAUAGACUCUCUGACUGUGAAUCUUCGACCUCACGAUUUCAAUUUGCUUCGAGCGCUUGACAAGGUACUUUCAAUUCUUGCAGAUCGAACACUAUCCAGGUGAUUUUGCAGUGUUUUAUGACACUUAAGAUGGAAUCUGCUACUGUAAUGGAGGGAAGCUUGACACAUCUGUUCAAAUCUUAUUAGCACUAUAUUCACCAAGUGUAUCUGAUGGUGGUUUUAUAAUUUGUUACAAGCUGCGUCCUUCUUUUUUUCUUUUCAUUGUUUGCACAUGUAGCAGGAAAUGGAUGCAGGAUCAGGGAUUUUGUUUUUAUUUUCAGGUUAGCGGCUUAACAUAUGCGUAGAGAGCAAAUGCACUUUCAAGACAAAUUAUCCAAGUACUGUGUUCAGUCUUUGUAUGGUUACUGACAGGAAGAAAAACUCAAUAAAGCACUGAGGUGAAAA
This is a messenger RNA of Synchiropus splendidus (mandarinfish), 1048 nucleotides long. RefSeq names its product liver-expressed antimicrobial peptide 2 (gene leap2). The record is from RefSeq and is a predicted model, not a curated record. Bases 113 to 388 code for a protein of 91 amino acids. NCBI's taxonomy places the organism in Eukaryota, Metazoa, Chordata, Actinopteri, Syngnathiformes, Callionymidae. The transcript is spliced from 3 exons. Gene Ontology annotation, biological process: antimicrobial humoral immune response mediated by antimicrobial peptide; defense response to bacterium.